Molecule: messenger RNA, 884 nt
Organism: Ananas comosus (pineapple)
Lineage: Eukaryota; Viridiplantae; Streptophyta; Magnoliopsida; Poales; Bromeliaceae
Product: protein CutA 1, chloroplastic
Exons: 6
Coding region: 22-597 (191 amino acids)
Biological process (GO): response to metal ion
Molecular function (GO): copper ion binding
Source: RefSeq, a predicted model, not a curated record
GACGAGAGAGAGAAUAAGUACAUGGCACUCCAAAACAUUUUUAGAUCCCUCUCGAUCUCGUCCCCUCCCCACCCUCGUCGACCCUCGUCCUCCCCCGCCCCAUCCCUCCAUUACCGAGCUCCUCUCGUUAGGGCUUUGUGCGUGCUAAGCAUCGGCGCUCUCACCGCGCUCGCGUGCAAAACGGGGUGCGCUCACUCCCAACGCCGCCUCUCCUUUCUCGGGUCAAGGUUUGGCACUCAAGCAUCAGCCGCUGGAAUGGCAGCCGAGUCCUCCACUGUCCCUUCUAUAGUCGUCUAUGUUACUGUUCCCAACAGAGAAGCAGGCAAGAAGCUUUCUGAGAGCAUCAUCAAGGAAAGGCUUGCUGCAUGUGUCAAUAUAGUGCCAGGAAUCGAAUCUAUUUACUGGUGGGAGGGGAAGGUACAAUCAGAUUCUGAAGAAUUACUUAUUAUCAAGACGAGGGAAUCUCUUCUAGAUGCUUUGACUGAACAUGUUAAAGCCAACCAUGAAUAUGAGGUCCCCGAAGUCAUAGCAUUGCCAAUAAAUGGCGGUAAUCUCAAGUACUUGGAAUGGCUUAAAAACAGUACCAGGGAGAAAUGAGGCAGUGAGACAAGAGAAGCAUUAAGAAAAUCUAUCGAGUUUGUUGUGUAUUGCACUAUUGCUGCACUUCAUGUAUUUGGGUACCUUAAAGCUGAGUUUUUAAGUACUGGACAGUCUUCCAUCAUCCUGUAUCCUGUUUGGCAUAAUAGUAUGUGGCAUGUACAUAUUCAAACUAUGCAGCUGUCUUAAGACGAUCAUCGAAUGCUAUGAAGUAGCUGGACUCUAGAGUUGCACAGUUACAGCAGUUGUUUGUUGUUGGAAUUGGAGCAGCUUUAAUUGCUCUCUCA